This is a messenger RNA of Aspergillus vadensis CBS 113365, 918 nucleotides long. RefSeq names its product cytochrome b5 reductase family protein. NCBI's taxonomy places the organism in Eukaryota, Fungi, Ascomycota, Eurotiomycetes, Eurotiales, Aspergillaceae. Gene Ontology annotation, cellular component: endoplasmic reticulum. Gene Ontology annotation, molecular function: oxidoreductase activity. The record is from RefSeq and is a predicted model, not a curated record. Bases 1 to 918 code for a protein of 305 amino acids. The transcript is spliced from 4 exons.
AUGAGUGCUUUCUCACCCGACAACAUCACCGGGGCCUUCAUCCCCUCGGCCCUCUUUGUCGCCGGAACUUUCUUCUUCAAGCAGGAAUUGACCCCCUUUGCCGUCGCUCUGGCCGCGGUCUUGGUCGGCUGGAAGAUCUUCAGCAACAAGCCCAGAAAGGUCCUCAACCCCGGUGAUUUCCAGCACUUCACCCUGAAGGAGAAGAACGACAUCUCCCACAAUGUCACUGUCUACCGUUUCGCCUUGCCCCGUCCUACCGAUAUCCUGGGUCUGCCCAUCGGUCAGCACAUCUCGCUUGCCGCCACCAUUGGCGGUAAGGAGGUUGUCCGCUCCUACACCCCCAUCUCCUCCGACAACGAGGCUGGCUACUUCGAUCUCCUCGUCAAGGCCUACCCCCAGGGUAACAUCUCCAAGUACUUGACCACCCUGGAGGUCGGUCAGACCAUGAAGGUCCGUGGCCCCAAGGGCGCCAUGGUGUACACUCCCAACAUGUGCCGUCACAUUGGUAUGAUUGCCGGUGGUACUGGCAUCACCCCCAUGUACCAGAUCAUCAAGGCUAUCAUCCGCAACCGUCCCCGUAACGGUGGAAACGACACCACCCAGGUUGACUUGAUCUUCGCCAACGUGAACCCCGACGAUAUCCUCAUGAAGGAAGAGCUCGAGCAGCUGGCCAAGGAGGACGACGGCUUCCGCAUCUACUACGUCCUCAACAACCCCCCUGAGGGCUGGACCGGUGGUGUUGGUUUCGUCACCCCUGACAUGAUCAAGGAGCGCCUUCCUGCCCCCGCUAGCGACAUCAAGAUUCUGCUCUGCGGUCCUCCUCCCAUGGUUAGCGCCAUGAAGAAGGCUACCGAGUCUCUCGGUUACACCAAGGCUCGCCCCGUCAGCAAGCUCGAGGACCAGAUCUUCUGCUUCUAA